Eruca vesicaria subsp. sativa (arugula) is the source of this 2216-nucleotide messenger RNA. The record is from the annotation of a GenBank genome assembly. NCBI's taxonomy places the organism in Eukaryota, Viridiplantae, Streptophyta, Magnoliopsida, Brassicales, Brassicaceae.
CGUUUUCCUCACACUCUCAGAGACAGAGAGAGAGAGAGAAGAGAGAAGAGAAGCAGCAGGGUCUCAUGGCUAAGCACCUUCUUUCCCAUCUUCCUCUCCACACUCACUCCUUCCUCCACUACGGUGCCGUUUUGUAGCUUCUCCUCUGUUAAUGCCGCAACCACAUUCCUCCAAUCUCUCACCGACACUUUCUUUAGAUUCUACAGAAGAAGAUAGUAUUUGUUGAGGAGGUUUUCAAUGGAGCAUUACGAGGUUCUUGAGCAGAUUGGGAAAGGUUCUUUUGGUUCAGCUCUUCUUGUGAGGCAUAAGCAUGAGAAGAAACUGUAUGUUUUGAAGAAAAUCAGGUUGGCUCGGCAGACUGGUAGAACAAGAAGAUCUGCUCAUCAAGAGAUGGAACUAAUCUCAAAGAUUCGAAACCCAUUUAUCGUCGAAUAUAAAGACUCUUGGGUUGAAAAAGGAUGCUAUGUGUGCAUUGUUAUAGGCUAUUGCAAAGGCGGUGACAUGGCUGAAGCAAUAAAGAAAGCCAAUGGAGUAGAAUUCUCUGAAGAGAAACUCUGCAAGUGGCUGGUACAACUCUUGAUGGCUCUUGAAUACUUGCACGCCAGUCACAUUCUCCAUCGUGAUGUCAAGUGUUCAAACAUAUUCUUGACAAAGGAUCACGAUAUACGUCUAGGUGACUUUGGACUUGCCAAGAUCUUGACAUCAGACGACCUUGCUUCUUCAGUGGUUGGAACACCAAGCUACAUGUGCCCUGAGCUUCUUGCUGACAUUCCCUACGGAUCAAAGUCUGAUAUUUGGUCAUUAGGAUGUUGUAUGUAUGAGAUGACAGCUCUGAAACCAGCAUUCAAAGCCUUUGACAUGCAAGGGCUGAUCAACAGGAUAAACAGAUCCAUUGUUGCUCCACUUCCUGUGCAAUAUUCUAUUGGCUUUCGAGGUCUUGUAAAAAGCAUGCUGAGGAAGAAUCCAGAACUCAGACCAAGCGCUUCUGAUCUUCUCAGACACCCGCUGCUUCAGCCCUACGUUCAAAAGGUACUUCUCAAGGUGAGCUACCGUGGACAAGAUGCAUUGUCUGGUCAGUUACCAGAAUCUGAAUCCGGGAGGAGAAGAAGCUAUCCUGAGCAGAUAAGGCUUCCUUCUGGCAAAUGCAAGAGUUAUGGUCCAAGCAGGUUUGAGGUUGACCAGGAGGAUUCUGUUUCUUCUGUUAAACCUGUGCACACGUACUUGACCAGACGCAGGCCAGUGGAUUUGUCUACCAAGGACAAUGGUGGAGUUCGUAGACCAGCUGCUUCCAAAACUUCAGGGGUUUCUUACAGUUCGAGAUGUGUGCCAGUGAGAUCAAGCCUGCCUAAGAGUGGUGGUCUGAAGCCAGCAGCAACGACUCGUAGAGCCUCUUUACCCGUCUCACAUAAACCUACAAAAGGAACAAAAGACACUCUCUACACUCCAAACAUCGGUAUACUCCAUCAACUAAACUCUCCAGACGUGUCUGUAAACUCACCAAGAAUCGACACAAUCAAGUUCCCACUAGCUUCAUACGAAGAAAUGCCUUUCACUCCCGUUGUUCGCAACAAGAAGAACAAAGGAUCUUCCAAAGGAUCAUACAGCCCUCCUCCAGAGCCACCACUAGACUGCUCAAUCACGAAAGACAAGUUCACGCUCGAAGAACCAGAACGUGAAUCCAAAAGCGUCUUCUCUGAUCAGAAUGCAACUGCCGGAGGAGCAUCAAGCAGAGCUUCCUCAGGUGCAUCAAGGAGUAGACAAAGAUUUGAUCCCAGCUCAUAUCAGCAACGUGCUGAGGCGCUUGAGGGGUUGCUUGAGUUCAGUGCGAGAUUGCUUUUGGAUGAGAGGUAUGAUGAGUUGAAUGUGUUGCUGAAACCGUUUGGUCCGGGGAAAGUGUCGCCUAGAGAAACAGCGAUAUGGUUGUCUAAGAGCUACAAGGAAACUAGUACUAGUAAGCAGGAAGGUUAAGUUCUUUUUUUGAAACUUGUUGAGGGGAUGAUGCUUCUUCUUCCACGAUUUGUUAGAAGUUGUUUGACACUUAGGCUGUGUUCUUUGAAGCUAACACACUGUUAUCUGAUGAUAAAGUGAGAUCAAAAGAUACAGGUUUCUGUUAUCUCUGUAAUAGUUAUUCGAAUUAGAACUUGGUUUAGAACUUAUGAACCACAUAGUUCAAGUAAGAAGUAUAAAUUGCAUUUUAAGUAUUUACAUUGUUGAUG